Molecule: messenger RNA, 1905 nt
Organism: Hypomesus transpacificus
Lineage: Eukaryota; Metazoa; Chordata; Actinopteri; Osmeriformes; Osmeridae
Gene: actb2
Product: actin, beta 2
Exons: 6
Coding region: 116-1243 (375 amino acids)
Source: RefSeq, a predicted model, not a curated record
GCGCCCACCAUUAACGAAUUCACUCUGAGCGCCGUCAUUAGCAGCUCGUGCGGGAUAUCAUUUGCCAGAAACCGGUUCCCUAAAAGCGAAAAGCCCCCCCACCCAAAGUUCAGCCAUGGAAGAUGAAAUCGCCGCACUGGUUGUUGACAACGGAUCCGGUAUGUGCAAAGCCGGAUUCGCCGGAGACGACGCGCCUCGUGCUGUCUUCCCCUCCAUCGUCGGUCGCCCCAGGCAUCAGGGUGUGAUGGUGGGUAUGGGCCAGAAGGACAGCUAUGUGGGAGACGAGGCCCAGAGCAAGAGGGGUAUCCUGACCCUGAAGUACCCCAUCGAGCACGGCAUCGUGACCAACUGGGACGACAUGGAGAAGAUCUGGCAUCACACCUUCUACAACGAGCUCCGUGUGGCCCCUGAGGAGCACCCCGUCCUGCUCACUGAAGCCCCCCUCAACCCCAAGGCCAACAGGGAGAAGAUGACCCAGAUCAUGUUCGAGACCUUCAACACCCCCGCCAUGUACGUGGCCAUCCAGGCUGUGCUGUCCCUCUACGCCUCUGGUCGUACCACCGGUAUCGUCAUGGACUCCGGUGAUGGUGUGACCCACACAGUUCCCAUCUACGAGGGCUACGCCCUGCCCCACGCCAUCCUGCGUCUGGAUCUGGCUGGCCGUGACCUCACCGACUACCUGAUGAAGAUCCUGACAGAGCGUGGCUACUCCUUCACCACCACGGCCGAGCGUGAGAUCGUGCGUGACAUCAAGGAGAAGCUGUGCUACGUGGCGCUGGACUUUGAGCAGGAGAUGAGCACCGCUGCCUCCUCCUCCUCGCUGGAGAAGAGCUACGAGCUUCCCGACGGACAGGUCAUCACCAUCGGCAACGAGAGGUUCCGCUGCCCCGAGGCCCUGUUCCAGCCCUCCUUCCUCGGUAUGGAGUCCUGUGGCAUCCAUGAGACCACCUACAACAGCAUCAUGAAGUGUGACGUUGACAUCCGUAAGGACCUGUACGCCAACACCGUGCUGUCUGGAGGUACCACCAUGUACCCCGGCAUCGCUGACCGCAUGCAGAAAGAGAUCACAGCUCUGGCCCCCUCCACCAUGAAGAUCAAGAUCAUCGCCCCACCCGAGCGUAAAUACUCUGUCUGGAUCGGCGGCUCCAUCCUGGCCUCCCUGUCCACCUUCCAGCAGAUGUGGAUCAGCAAGCAGGAGUACGAUGAGUCCGGCCCCUCCAUCGUCCACCGCAAAUGCUUCUAAACAGACUGUUCCUUUUUUUCCCCCCCGACCAAACGCCCAACAACGACUUCAGCUCUGCGCAGACUCACCACCCUCAUACACGCUCCAGCGCAGAGCCUAGACAAUGUCACCAUUGGCAUGGCUUCAGUUAUUUUUGGCGCUUGACUCAGGAUCUAAAAACUGGAACGGUGAUGGUAUGUUUUCUUUUUAUGGCUAAAUAAAAGCACCCCGAGGUUCUACAGUUUCAUCUGAGGACAUAAAAAAAAAAAAAAAAAUGUACAUUUCUUUUUUCUUUGAGUCAUUCCAAAUGUUUGUUAACUGCAUAUUGUUCAGACACAUAUUCCAAAUGUUAACUGCAUUGUUCAGACACGUAUUCGCCUCUGUGAAGGCUGCCCAGCUGUUGGAGCAUACUUAACAUCGUCGUUGUAGUAUCGCUUGUAUGUAAAUUGUCACAAUGUCUGGGUUUUUUGUACUUUCAGCCUUAAAAAAUAUCUUGGUCCUGUUUUUUUUGUUUUUUUUUUUUUUUGUUUUGUUAUUCAAAACCCAAGCGUGACCUCCUUCCCUGUUGAAGCUGUUGUCCUGUGACUGCAGGGCUGGGUGGGUGGAGGUGAGGGGUGACUGUGGGGCCAACCUGUACACUGACUAAACAAUCCCAAUAAAGUGCACAUGUGUUCCGACAUGAA